AUGGGCAAAUUUCGGCAUCGCAUAGGGCCGUCACGCGGCACGAAACUUCAGCGUGGACACAUUAACGACAGCAACCCGGUGAAAAGACGGCAUCGUGAUGCCGCGAACUCGGCGCGACGGGCGGAGCUUGUGCCCCUCGUCCCCGUCGACGAGCUCGAGGACUACGGCCAAGAAGGCGAUGAAAAGAUGCUCGACGGCUUGAACAUGGACAGCAUGUCGUUGGGAAACCCAUUUCCCUCGAGCGCGGCGUCGAUGAUCUCUGAGGGCGGCAUGUCGAAGAUGACGCGCUACACGGGCUUCACGAGCUGCACGAACCAAACUUUCGCAGCGGUGCACCGCGUCUGGAAGUCCGGCUCGACCCUGCAGAAGGAGGUCCUGGCCGUUCUUUCCGCGGUGGCCGAGGUUAUUAAAGAAAAACAGGGCAACGAAUCGGACGUCGAGUAUUUUGGCGCGCUGCUGACGACGCUCGAGUCGACGCCAACCUCUGAAAUCGAUCGUUCCGCCGCGACAACUUAUCUGCUACAUUUGAUCGUGAAGAAGGUUUCCCGCGAAGUGCUCCAGCGGAAUUUCAGCGAAACGGUGAAGAUCCUCGCCCAGGCGCUGAUGCAGAUGACCGGCGACGAGCAAGAUGGCGUCGCCUGCAAAUUUCUGAUAAUGACGCUCGGCGUGGUGCUCCGAGCCCAGCCGAGCACCGUCUGGCUGAUACAAGGAAAUCGCGACCUCGUGAUGCUCAUAGCGUCGUUCUGCACCCAUUCAAAGCCUCGUGUGCGAACCGUCGCUCGUCGGGUGGUCAGGGGUCUACUCACCGAUCCCGUUUCGGCCGUGGACAAUGGUUUGCACGCUGCGGCUGGCCAGGUCGGGGAAUAUGUUGACGAGCAAAUUCGGGCCUGCUUAGACAGCAAACAAGACUCGGCCGACCUGAUCCGCUACUUCUGCCUUCUCGAGGGCAUCAUGCACAAGAUGCCGGCCCGGAUCUUCAAACAGCUCGCGGAGGGCAUUUUGAAAAGUGUGGCACUGGCCAACUCGCAGGUGAAAUGCGCGGCCCUGCAAUGCCUCUACCGAGCCCUGCUACAACAGCCAUCCGAGGCGGCACUCUCCGUGGAAAUCAACGCGCUUUUGAUAUCCUCCCUGCGCUCGCUGGCCCCAUCGCCGUCUGAUGCGCCCGUUUGCGCUUUCUGGCUGCAGGCUCUCGUCGAAGCGCACGUAUGUCUGACUUGCAAGGACAAGCGCCGAUCGUGUGAAUUGAUGCCCGAGACGCUCGAGGAGAUCACCAAGGCCUUCCAAGUGGCCAACAACGAGCUGUGCCAGGUUAUCGUCCAGGUGCUCAACCGCGUCAUCGAGCGCUGUAUCGAAGACGAGACCGAGGCGGCGCGGAAGUUGCUCGCCCUGCUGGAAGCGUCACUGACUGGCUUCUCGGCCACGAUCUGGAAGUACAUCUUCAAGUCGAUGACGUACCUUUUCCAGAUUGCCGGCCCGGCGCUGUGCGCUGACGAAUUGGUGAGGACCCUGCGCACCCUGGCUCGAUUGCGCGAAGAAGAUGGGUGCAGCUGCAAGCAAGAGAUCGAUUUUGCCAUCGGUGCCGCCGUGCGCUACAUUGGCGUGCAGCACGUCGUGCAAGUAUUACCCCUGCAGAUCGACCCCGACGCCCCCGUGCUGCCGCUCGACUUUAGAAGGUCUUGGCUGCUGCCGGUUUUCCGCGUCAACAUCCGCAACGCACCGCUGGAAAUCUUCAUAAAAUACUUCAUGCCGUUGGCGACCAAAUUGUACAGGAGACUCGACUCGUUGGAGAAGGUGACGGCCAAGGCGUACCACAUCAUCCAAGCGCAGCUCUGGGACUUGCUCCCCGCAUUCACCGGGUCGGCGUCGGAUUUCGAGACUGGUUUCCCGCAUAUUGCACAGAUGCUUGGCGUUGCCCUGAACGAGCGCAAGGACCUGCGAAGCACGCUUCUGACGGGCAUUCGCUCGGCGCUUUCGAUUCGCCUUGGCGCCGGAUGCACCGGAAAGUCGACGCGAAGUAAUGUCAAGGUGAUUUUUGCGCGUAUUCGUGACGCAGAACUUUUCAGAUUCGCCAAGAACUACUUGCCGAUCCUCUUCAACAUGUACGUGAACGACGGCGAGGUCGACGAUGGACAUGAAGCGCAGGCCGUUCGGCUGUCCGCCCUCUCCGCCAUCCAGGCCUACGUCGAGGCGGCCCCACAAGAGCUCUUGGCCCAAUACACGCGAAGUGCCAUCCAGCGAUUCGAUGCUUCGCGUGAAGUCUCGAUGGACGCCUCUGACGUGGAGAAAAAGAAGGAGCAGCACAAGCAGAAGGACGUCCGGAAGCGCAUUGUCGACAUCAUGAUCGCCAUGGUCAAGACGGCGUCACCCGCGGAAAUCCAAGAGAUCUUUGCGCUCGUCACCCCGUUCUUCGACAAGCCAAAGGAUGGGCCCAUGCAAAAGAAAGCGUACCGUGUCCUGGUGGAAGUGCUGAAGCGACGAUGUGAACCCGACGUCGCGCAACUUUUCGCCGAUGACCAGCAGAGGUUACUGGCGACUCUGUUGAAAUCAAGUGACGCGGUGGCCGGUCCCGCCCGCUCUUCUCACCAAGAGGCUGUCGAUGCCGUCCUCUCGUCCACCGAUUCCUACGUAGAGUUGCAGCAGUUUGUGCAAGCCGCCCUGCCGCUGACGGUCCAAUGCCUCGAGAAAUCGAAUUCGAUGCCGACUCGUGAGAGCGCCUCGAAAUGCUUCCAGCACAUGUGCUUGCGGCUGAUCGAGCGGGGAGCCGAGGAAGACAAGCGGCCCACCGAGGUGCUGUACACGGUGAUCAACGCCAUCUACGCGUUGCUGACCCCGAAGGCUGGCCAGCCUGCCAUCUCCCUGGAAACAACCCGCGCUUGCCUGGUGGCGCUCAACAUCAUCGCGCAGAAGCAUAUCAAGCUCUUGGACGGCUCGAAUUUGGCGCGUCUGGUGGCCCAGGGAUGCACAGCCAUUGCCGACAGCCGACCGACGGUCCGCGUCCUCGGCAUCCGCCUGGUGCGCAUUCUCGUCGUCAAGAUGCCGCCGGAAAUCGCGCUCCACCAACAUCGCGAACCAAUUCUUCAAGCGUUCUUCGCCCAAGAUUGCGACACGGCGACCACCCAGAUCCGGAAAGCCAACAAAAUUCUGCUCGACGUCGUCCUCGACAAGUUUGGGCAAAUGGUCGUCGAGAAGUACGCCACAGACCGGAUCGACUGGCAGAAGCAGAUCAAGGCGCUGGCGAAGGCGAAGCGAAGGAAGGCGCGCAAGGCCGAGGGCGGAGAGGACGAAAAUGAUUCCGGGGACGACGAUGGGCGAUCGGUGGCCGGCUCGCAAGUGUCCGCCAAGACCGCCGGCGCCGACACGAUUUUGCAGCUGCUUGAAGACAGUGAUGAGGAAGAUGAGGUCGACAAGGAGGAGAUGAUGGAACGACGCUCGCGCACCGGCAGCGUCUGGCUUCGCGAGGACGCUGACGAGGUCAACGACCUGCUGGACAGGAACAUGCUGCUCAACAAGGUGUCCACCGUCGACCCGUCACUGGUGGCCAAGCGGGAGGCCCGGAUGGCCGCGCGCAAGAAGGAUAAGUGCGGAUUCGCCGUGACGAAGGAUGGCAAGCUGAUCAUCGAUGACGAGAGUGACGACGAAAAGCCCAAGAAGAAAAAGAAGACUGAAAACGUCAAUUCUGAUGACAUCGCCGACGUGAUCGGCUCGAAGAAGGGCUCGACGAAGUCAAGGAAAGCCGGCUCGGACGAUGAGAGCGACGACAACGAGGAGGAAGAUGACAAGAAGUCGAGGGUGUCGCGCGUCUCUCGGGUCUCCGGCGUCUCGCGCAAGAGCACCACUUCUGGAUACAAGCCCGGCGGCACCGGCAUUCACAGGGAUUUGACUCGGCCUAUUGCUAAGGCGGCCCGUCGACAGAACAAGGCCGGCGGUGACGUGAAGGCGAAGGGCAAGGCGCUCGAGCCGUACGCCUACGUGCCGUUGAAGAAGCUGGGCAAGAAGGGCGCCGCCGGUGCAGCUCAAGAGGAAAUCCGUCGGAUGACCGGUCGCAAGCGGAAGAUGCGGAAG
Mesorhabditis spiculigera is the source of this 4062-nucleotide messenger RNA. Lineage: Eukaryota; Metazoa; Nematoda; Chromadorea; Rhabditida; Rhabditidae. The record is from the annotation of a GenBank genome assembly.